GAUUUGGAGCCAACGAAGGCGGAGCUUACAUCUCGGUCUUUGCUGACUCGGUUCAAUGGGACGGCAACACGACAACUCCCACGCCAAACCCGAACCCUUCAGGCCCUGAGGUGAACCCUGGUGUCGGUCAAUACGUGAGCGAGGGUUGCUACACCGAGCCCGCCGACACGCGUGCCCUACCUAACCUAGUCGCGACAACCGAGAAGACUGUCACUCUGUGUAUCGAGGCUUGUGCCGCUAGCAAGUAUACCUACGUCGGCUUGGAGUACGGAGGAGAGGUUAGUGAUCAAUCUUUGACAUGAAUGACUUUGAGAACACUUUCACUAACAACAAGACAGUGUUGGUGCGGAAACACUCUGGCCGCUGCCUCGGUCCCCGCUGCUGCCACCGAGUGCAGCAUGGCAUGCGCAGACAACAGCACGGAGUACUGCGGUGGACCUUCUAGGCUCAACCUGUACAAGCUCGACGGCACCUUGCCUGAACCCACGAACGCAGUCCCGACUGGCGCCACCACGACUACAUCAGCCGCCCCGACUUCGACCGCUCCUCCGGCCAACGAAAGAGUCGGCGACUGGCUCUUCCAAGGUUGCUAUACUGAGGGAACUGGCGUCCGUGCGCUCUCUUCUCGGACGUACGCCAACGAUUCAAUGACUCUUGAGUCCUGCGGUGGUUUCUGUGAGGGCCUCAAGUACUUUGGUACAGAGUACGGACGGGAGUGCUGGUGCGGUGAUGAAUUCGGCACUGGCAGUGCUCUUGCAGCGAACCAGAAGGAUUGCUCUUUCCCCUGCGCCGGUGACAGCACACAAUUCUGCGGUGCCGGUGACCGACUCCAAGUUUACAUGUACUCGCCGGUGGCCGCGACUACAUCGACUGAGGCUACAACCACCGCCGCGUUUGCUUCCUUGGCAGCUCCGCCCAACGGGACUGCGACCACCACCGCGACAGAAACUCCUCUGGCAGAGAAGCAAGCAUCUAACAGCACCAUCAGCACAACCGCUUCCUUCACUCCGUCAAACUUUACCAUCUCCAGUGCUAGAGUGACGGCCGAGGCUGUAGCACCCACUCUUUCAGCAAGCAACUCGUCCCUUCCGGCGACUGCUGAGGCUUCAACCACCUCAUCCACUCUUUCAGCCACCAGCUUCCCGGCUACAUCAGCUCUGAACACAACCUCCACGCCUGCUUUGGAGCAGGUCACCACCUCAUCCGUCAUAUCGGCCACUUCAUCGGCCUCAGCAAUUGUGCUCUCCAACACCACAGCACCGGCUACUUCAUCGGUCUCAACCACCUCCUCAGUUCUUUCCACUUCCACAUCGUCAACCAAGACGUCAACCUCGUCUUCCGCCACCCCCACCCCAACUGGCCCAGUUAUCUCCACUGGCAACGAAAACUUUACCUACUACGGCUGCUUUUCCGAACCGGAAGUCGGCCGUCUCCUCCCCACACAGAUCAUCAACCACGACAACAUGACCAUUAGCAUGUGUCUGAGCGCCUGCUACGACAACAACUACGCCGGCGUCGAAUACGGUCGCGAGUGCUGGUGUGGCGACGCCCUCAACAUUGGUGGCGGAGGUGACACAGCGCCCGCUGCCAACGUGACGGCCAAGGAUUGCUCGUUCACGUGCCCCGGCAACAGCACCGAGUACUGCGGUGCCGGUGUGAGGUUGAGCUUGUACAUCCUCAAGGAUGAGCUCGAAAAGUUGCAAAAGUCCAACGCGACGGUCUCUUUCAAGUCGACAUAAAUCAUGAUUGAGCGAGGGAUAAUGUCUAUGCUUAUGUAAUUACUUAUAGAGGACUACGGUCUCCGUGCUGCACGGCAAACGAAUGCAGCCUUUUCCUAAAAUAUAAUAUUGAUACCUACUGCCUGAUAGUCUUACUUCAGAGCGCCCUGUGUCCAUUUCAAGCGCUCUUGACUGCGACACUACCAGUACUUAACAGGACGAACUCCCUUUGUAAUCUCAGCUCAGUGAAAAGCAUCUCAAGGUCGACGUAUUACGCGGCGAAGGUAACCUGGAUGGCCACCCAAUCAAGAUGUAGUCAUAAGUUCUCACACCAAGGAGGCUCCCUUCAUACUACCUUUAGAGAGUUGUUACUCCCGAAUUC
Colletotrichum godetiae is the source of this 2100-nucleotide messenger RNA. Its product is annotated as WSC domain-containing protein. NCBI's taxonomy places the organism in Eukaryota, Fungi, Ascomycota, Sordariomycetes, Glomerellales, Glomerellaceae. The record is from RefSeq and is a predicted model, not a curated record. The transcript has a single exon. Bases 303 to 1739 code for a protein of 478 amino acids.